Cynocephalus volans (Philippine flying lemur) is the source of this 590-nucleotide messenger RNA. RefSeq names its product LSM5 homolog, U6 small nuclear RNA and mRNA degradation associated (gene LSM5). Gene Ontology annotation, molecular function: RNA binding. Lineage: Eukaryota; Metazoa; Chordata; Mammalia; Dermoptera; Cynocephalidae. The record is from RefSeq and is a predicted model, not a curated record. Gene Ontology annotation, biological process: mRNA splicing, via spliceosome. Gene Ontology annotation, cellular component: U4/U6 x U5 tri-snRNP complex; Lsm1-7-Pat1 complex; U6 snRNP. The coding region runs from base 182 to 370 and encodes 62 amino acids. The transcript is spliced from 5 exons.
CUUCCCUCUCCGUGGCUCGUCUCUCGGCUCCAAGUCUCUGUGGCUCUAGGCCGUCCCUGUCCUUUCGCGUGGUAGGCUUCCUCGAGGCAAGGACUUGUGACUCCUCAAACCAAACCGUCAUCGGAGAACGUCCAUACUCAAACUUGUGGACAAAUGUAUAGGAUCAAGAAUUCACAUUGUGAUGAAGAGUGAUAAGGAAAUUGUUGGUACACUUCUAGGGUUUGAUGACUUUGUCAAUAUGGUACUGGAAGAUGUUACUGAGUUUGAAAUCACACCAGAAGGAAGAAGGAUUACUAAAUUAGAUCAGAUUUUGCUAAAUGGAAAUAAUAUAACAAUGCUGGUUCCUGGAGGAGAAGGACCUGAAGUAUGAAUGGGAUUCCUUGACUUAUGCUAGAUUCUGUUUUGUCUUAUAAUGGCAACAAAAUAGAAUUUUUUUUUUUUUUUUUUUUUACCGUUUAAUGUUGUAGAUCUUGUAAAACUAAGUUUCCCGUUAAAGGGAAAUGCUUUGAAGAUGUAUGCCCAUUUUUCUAAGUUAAUCAUGAUUAUAUUGGAAAAAGAAGAAAAGAGUUUCUUCUUUGAAGAUUAAAAUA